Dovyalis caffra is the source of this 780-nucleotide messenger RNA. NCBI's taxonomy places the organism in Eukaryota, Viridiplantae, Streptophyta, Magnoliopsida, Malpighiales, Salicaceae. The record is from the annotation of a GenBank genome assembly.
AUGCAAUUAGUGUCAAAUGAUAGUCACAAGGAAGAUAUUUCAGAAAGUGAACCCAUCUUAUCCCAAUCUAAUAUUUCGCAGCAAUCAGAAGAAGAAUCAUCGUCCUCUCGUGAAAUUGAAUCUUUAGGAAGGGAUUGUGAUGUUCAUGUUGAUGAUUUAGAGAGUAUUCGCAUUGAUGAAACUUGCCAUCUGGUGAAUACGGACCAGCUGCAGUGCCGUAUAUGCCUCGAUAAUGGAGGGGAAGACUUGAUUGCACCAUGUCAUUGCAAAGGCACUCAGAAAUAUGUCCAUAGGUCAUGUCUUGAUAACUGGAGGUCAACUAAGGAGGGCUUUGCUUUUGCUCACUGUACAGAAUGCAGAGCAAUGUUUAUAUUGCGGGCAAAUGUCCCAGCUGACCGAUGGUGGUUGAGAUUGAAAUUUCAGUUCCUUGUUGCCAGGGACCAUGCAUUUAUUUUUGUAGUAGUUCAGCUGAUUGUUGCAUUCUUGGGUGUGCUGGUGUACAAGUUCUACGGGGAGGAACUAAGGGAAAUGUUUGGCUAUGAAGAGCAUCCCUAUGGGUUCUAUACUAUGGCUGUUUUAGCAAUUGUUUUGGUGGGUUUGCUCUAUGGUUUCUUCAUUGCUAUAAUAUGUGGACAAAGGAUCAGUGAGCGCCACUAUCAUGUUCUUGCCAAACAAGAACUUACAAAGGAAUAUGUGGUGGAAGACAGAGAAGCUAGCAAGGAUGCCCCUGAACUUGGAGCCAGUCAUGUCUCAGAGCUAAGAAUGUUGGGUCUAUAUUAG